CUCACCCCGAGUCCCCCACCCUACCCUCGCCUUGCAUCCCUCCUCUUGAACGCCACUCGAUCUAAGUGAAGCUAUACUGCGAUAAUGGCCCGCAUCGUACUGUUCCUCUUUGCACUUCUCGCGUCUCUCGUUGUGGUACUUGCAUCGCCUGUUCCGAUACAUGACGUCCAAGUGCUCGAGAAGCGCGUUCAACACACCGGAAGAGGUACCUGGUUUCAUCCUGGCCUGGGUAACUGCGGCGAAUGGAACAAUGACAACGAUCCCAUCGUCGCCAUGGGCAAGGCUUUCUACGACCGCAACCAAGGCAGCAAUUGUAACCAGUGGAUGCAAAUUGUAAACACAGCGAACGGAAAUACUGCUUAUGCAAAGACAGUCGAUAGCUGUGAAUCAUGCGGCGACAACGACAUUGAUAUGUCCCCAGCCGUAUUCCAACAACUCGCACCACUUUCUCAAGGCCAGCUCGUCGUCACCUGGCACUUCCAACCGAAAUAGAUCCCCCACCAUCCUCGGCUGCGUCAUCCAUCUUCCCCGCUUUCGUCUCUUGCGUCAUCUUCCCUGCCACGAUUUCAGAAUACGACCCUGCCCUGCGAUACAUUGACGUUGAACGUUCUACCCCCGACCGCCCACAUGACGCCAUUUUUAUCAGCAUCAUUAUCUUAUGACACUCUUCCAUCUUCGUCAUGCAGCAUAGACAGACAGAACGCGCUUGAUGCGCCUGAAAUUUUUCAAUCCCCUGGAUCAUUCAUACAUAGAAAGGAAGAAAGCAAGUUCUUCUUCUCCUCCAUCCGGUUUUGAUGGAUGUUGUAUUAUUAUUUGGAUUUCCCUUACCGCGCACGAUAUUAUGAGACGAUUUCUUCUACGACAAUUUUUUUUAAAAGCCUCGAGACGCCGUUUACUGAUUCCACGCUUUGACGCUUCAUGUUCUUUAAAUUUUAACUUUUAUAUCAAUUCCGCGUCCCCCCUAAGUGGGCGGUACUAAGUAGCAGAAUCAGUACUUGCUUCCCCUUCAUCAUCGC
This is a messenger RNA of Laccaria bicolor S238N-H82, 1016 nucleotides long. Its product is annotated as expansin family protein. The transcript is spliced from 5 exons. The coding region runs from base 85 to 492 and encodes 135 amino acids. Gene Ontology annotation, biological process: defense response to bacterium; defense response to fungus. NCBI's taxonomy places the organism in Eukaryota, Fungi, Basidiomycota, Agaricomycetes, Agaricales, Hydnangiaceae. The record is from RefSeq and is a predicted model, not a curated record.